Messenger RNA from Physella acuta, 838 nucleotides. RefSeq lists its product as uncharacterized. The record is from RefSeq and is a predicted model, not a curated record. NCBI's taxonomy places the organism in Eukaryota, Metazoa, Mollusca, Gastropoda, Physidae.
GACCGUCUCAUCUCAACUAGAAAAAGAUUACGGAGAAUGCGGGUGCACUGACAUGAUCUCCAUCCUAGAGGACAAAUACGACAAGAAACUCAACGAGAUUCAACAAUCUGUCACCGCCACCACCAACAACUACAACAUCGGCGGGGACGGGGGGCUGGGUGGUCUGGAUGGGGAUCAGCUGCUCAGGAGCACUGUGUGGCCAGAAGGGUACUUCAGCCUCCUCCAACCGGAAACCGGCUGCCCUAGCAUGGGCUUCUCCUUCCUGGACUGGAAGACCGACGGGUACCGGCAGUUCCACACCGAGUCCACGUCCCCCCAGAACCAGGACAACAUCACGGCCAACGCCCACUUGAAGAAACCCUACCAGCUGAAGACAGGCAGCAACUACUUCAUCCUCCUCAGCUUCUGCACUAUCGCUGGUGGACAUCAGGGACCGAACUGGCCGACCGGCUCCUAUUGUGUCAUGAUGUACGCCGGUGUCUGCCCGCCGGGGUUCCAUGACGGCAGCAUCUACUGGGAUGAGGAGAACAAUCAAUACGGUGGGAGGUACGGUGGUUACAUCCCGACGGCCGGAUUUGGCGCCGAUUCCAGAAUCUACUACUGCUGCCGCCGAGACGGCAAGCCGGAGAAACCAAUGUACCUGCCGACAGCGAAGCCGUUUUACCUGUUUCGGUUCGGUGGGGUGUGUCAGCAGGUGGCCAACAUGAAGCUGACCCCCGAGACCAUCGUGUUCGACACGGAGGACACCGGUGGCAAUAGCGACCAGUAUUUCGGCGAGUACCACCCGGAUGGUCAGCUCAACAACGUAGUUCUCGAACUCUGCUACUACACCAGAUAA